This is a messenger RNA of Culex quinquefasciatus (southern house mosquito), 393 nucleotides long. Its product is annotated as pre-mRNA polyadenylation factor FIP1-like. The transcript has 2 exons. Lineage: Eukaryota; Metazoa; Arthropoda; Insecta; Diptera; Culicidae. The record is from RefSeq and is a predicted model, not a curated record. The coding region runs from base 15 to 281 and encodes 88 amino acids.
ACAUCAUAACCAAAAUGUUCUUCAAACUAGCUUUUGUCGCCCUUUUGGCUAUUGCUGCCAUCAACGCCGCUCCCCAGCUGCCGGAGAUGCCGGAGAUGCCCUCGACCCCCGAAAUGCCCUCGACUCCGGAGAUGCCAGAAAUGCCCGCCACCCCCGAGAUGCCCGCCACGCCGGAGAUGCCCGCCGGAAGCGAGAUGCCCUCGAUGGAGAACGCCACCAUCCCGAACCUGCCAAACCGCAUCUCGAACCGAAUCUCGAACCGGGUUAACAGCCGCAACUGAGCGUUGCUUGAGGAGGAUGAUGCCGGAAAUGGGACGAUGUUGGCCUUAAGUGAAACGUGUAUGCGGGGAUUGUAAAUAAUAAAAGGAAGAGUUCGUUUCAAAAAUUUAAAAA